This is a messenger RNA of Trifolium pratense (red clover), 2486 nucleotides long. Its product is annotated as coronatine-insensitive protein 1-like. Gene Ontology annotation, cellular component: SCF ubiquitin ligase complex. The transcript is spliced from 3 exons. Gene Ontology annotation, biological process: SCF-dependent proteasomal ubiquitin-dependent protein catabolic process. The record is from RefSeq and is a predicted model, not a curated record. The coding region runs from base 456 to 2240 and encodes 594 amino acids. NCBI's taxonomy places the organism in Eukaryota, Viridiplantae, Streptophyta, Magnoliopsida, Fabales, Fabaceae.
AAAUAACAGAAAAGGUGACGUGUCACAUCAGUCCACGUAACCAUUAACCAAUAAAGUCCGGGACAAGUUUUGUCGUUUCCACCAUUCUCUUUCCUUUCUUUUCAUCGUCCCCACCAUUUUCUCUCCCCAACCAAAACAAAACAAAACAAAAAUAUCACACACUACACUAUCUUCAUCUUCAUCUUCAUCUUCAAUCCUCAUCCUUUUUCCCUUUCCUUUCUCCGCUACUUCACCAAUUACUCCGCACCUUUUCCGCGCCUCUAUCCUUUCCAACCGUCUCAUCUCUUCCUCAUCCAAUCUAAAUCUUAAUCCCUUCCACUAUCAUCUCCAUCGUCACCGUCCAAUUUUCUUUCAUACUUCACUCUUCAAUCAUAACCGUCCAAUUUUCUUACAUCACACACUAACGCAACUAACUCUCUCAAAUUCAUCUACUUUUUAAAUUUUCCGGCAGAUCCAUGACGGAAGAAGAUCGGAGCGUGAAACAAAACCGCGUCGUGGAUGUAGUCUUAGACUGUGUAAUACCAUACAUCGACGAUCCAAAAGACCGUGACGCGGUUUCUCAAGUGUGUCGGCGAUGGUACGAACUCGACUCAUCAACUCGGAAACACGUGACGAUUGCUCUGUGUUACACCACGACGCCGUGGCGUCUCCGGCGUAGGUUUCCGCAUCUUGAAUCGCUGAAACUGAAGGGGAAACCUAGAGCUGCGAUGUUCAAUUUGAUUCCUGAAGAUUGGGGUGGUCAUGUUACGCCUUGGAUUAAAGAAAUUUCUCAGUAUUUUGAUUGUUUAAAGAAUCUUCACUUUCGUCGUAUGAUUGUUCAAGAUUCCGAUCUUAAGAUUCUUGCUCAUACACGUGGUCAUGUGCUUCAGUCUCUUAAGCUUGAUAAGUGUUCUGGCUUUUCUACUCAUGGUCUUGGCUUUAUUGCUCGCUUUUGCAGGAACUUAAAAGUUUUUCUUCUGGAGGAAAGUACAAUUGUGGAAAACGAUGGCGAAUGGCUACAUGAGCUUGCUUUGAAUAAUACGGUUCUUGAGUCUCUAAAUUUUUACUUGACUGAUAUUGUUCAUGUCAAAGUUCAGGACCUCGAGCUCUUAGCCAAAAAUUGCCCAAACUUGGUGUCUGUGAAAAUUACUGAUUGUGAAAUCUUGGAUCUUGUGAACUUUUUCCGCAAUGCAACUGCUCUGGAAGAAUUUUCUGGAGGCACCUACAAUGAGGAAUCUGAAAGAUACACUGCUGUAUCUUUACCAGCAAAGUUAUGUCGAUUGGGUCUAACGUAUAUUGGGAAGAAUGAGUUGCCAAUAGCGUUCACGUAUGCAGCUGCACUGAAAAAAUUGGAUCUCCUCUAUGCUUUGCUAGAUACAGAGGAUCAUUGUAUGUUGAUCCAAAAGUGCCCAAAUUUAGAAGUCCUUGAGACAAGGAAUGUAAUUGGAGAUAGAGGAUUGACGGUUCUUGGUAACUGUUGUAAGAAGUUAAAAAGACUUAGGAUUGAACGAGGUGAUGAUGAUCAAGGAAUGGAGGAUGUAGAUGGUUCUGUUUCCCACAGAGGACUAAUUGCUUUAUCACAGGGCUGUACAGAACUUGAAUAUAUGGCUGUUUACGUGUCCGAUAUUACAAAUGCAUCUCUGGAACAUAUUGGCACUCACUUGAAGAAUCUUUGUGAUUUUCGUCUUGUAUUGCUUGAUCAUGAAGAGAAAAUAUCUGAUCUGCCGCUUGAUAACGGGGUGAGGGCUUUGCUGACAGGGUGUGACAAGCUUAAAAGGUUUGCACUAUAUCUGCGGCGUGGUGGUUUGACUGAUGUUGGUCUUGGUUACAUUGGGCAAUACAGUCAAAAUGUGAGGUGGAUGCUAUUAGGUUACGUGGGGCAAACUGAUGCAGGUCUUUUGGAAUUCGCAAAGGGCUGUCCUAAUCUUCAGAAACUUGAAAUGAGAGGGUGUUCCUUUUUCAGUGAGCAUGCACUCGCUGUUGCUGCAACACAAUUGUCUUCUCUUAGGUACUUGUGGGUUCAAGGGUAUGGUGCAUCUCCAUCUGGACGUGAUCUUUUGGCGAUGGCUCGCCCCUUUUGGAAUAUUGAGUUGAUUCCUUCUAGAUGCGUUGCUAUCAAUAAUAAUAUCAAUGAGCCUAUGGUUGUUGUUGAUCAUCCAGCUCAUAUUCUUGCAUACUACUCUCUUGCUGGCCAAAGAUCCGAUUUUCCAGAUACUGUUGUACCUUUGAAUCCUGGAGAAUAUUUGCAGUUUCAUGUCUAGAGUUGUGUAUAAACCCAGUUUUGUUUUUCUUCUACCCUUCCAAAUCUUGUUUGUAAGUUCCUCCUGUAUUUGUAGUUCAGGGUUCUCAUUUUUCGCUGCAACUCCCUAGCCAAUAAUAGUCUUGUAAUAAGCUUGCGUUUUCAUUUGUAAUCCAGAAAUGCAUCCACCACUUAUUACAAUCUGUUCCCUUUAAGCUGAAGAUUCUCAAUUUUGUAAAUAUAUAAUAACAACUGUUUUUUCUUUUCA